AUGUCGUCGUCGUCGUCGUCGUCGUCGUCGUCUUCGGUAUGCCAAGGGAUCCAGUCUUUCGUGGAACCACGGCAGAUUCACCCUUCGAAGACCAAACCAGAGAUCCAUAAAUGUGUCCGGCCAUCCCGCACACACCAAGAUCCUGUUAUGGUUGAGAAAGGAAACGAGAAGGAGAUGGAUGGUGGUAGCGGUGGAAGUGAGGGAGGGUGGAGUUCCAUCUACUCUCUUUCUACUCCCUCACAAUCUCUUCUCGGGGCCAUGGGCAAGUCAUUCUCCACCACCAAAUCUUCUUCUCCACUUCCAGCAACCAUUUUCACGAAGCGAUCGACGUCCGGGAAGAAGAAUUGGGCAAUGUGCACGGAGAAUUUAGGCUGCGAGACCGGCGCGGUCUACGCUGCUGCUGACGACUUCGACGGCGAUGCUGAGAACCGUCCCACCGGACGUCCAACUGGAGGGAUGGUGGGGAAGAGGAGCAGGAGAGGAAGCAUGGGGGCUGGGUUUCCUCCGCCACUGACCACGCUGUCGGGGGAAUCACGGCUUCGUAUUCUGAGCAAGAGGGAGAAUGGCAGGCUGCUGCUGCUGCCUGUCAAGCCUUCUGUCAUGGAAGCCGAGAGGGCCGACGGCCGACUUCGUCUUCGUUUAUACUCUGACAAGCCGUUCCACUCGAAUGACAAGAAAGUAGAAGAGUUGGAGGAAGAGGAAGGGAGGAGAUGGGGAUUGGGAAAUAUAGAAGGCCUGGUAGGUGUAAAGAAGAGGAGGGUGGCGGGCACAGGAGGGGAUCGAGCCGGGGACAGCCGAUGCUCAACUGGGAGGCAGAGGCGUUCUGGGUCGCCACCUCCUGAAAGUUUCCGGCGUUUCCAAGGAGAGGAAGAGCUUCUCACAGUGCUUUCAGGACGCGCGUAG
Messenger RNA from Phoenix dactylifera (date palm), 903 nucleotides. NCBI's taxonomy places the organism in Eukaryota, Viridiplantae, Streptophyta, Magnoliopsida, Arecales, Arecaceae. The record is from RefSeq and is a predicted model, not a curated record.